AUGAGAGCACAAUCUCCCACAUCGAAAUUUAUCCCUACAUCAACAAUCACAACAACUAGAUUAGUAAGUUCCCCUCACUCAAAUAUAAGAGAUCAAAGAGCUGAUUCAUCAGUGAAUAGCAGAGUAACAAAAAUAACAACCUACUCCACAAGACCAAAGACUACAAUAACAACAACAACUACAUUUAGACCAGUCAUUGAGACAAGAACAGUAAGACUAUGCACAGAUAAAAGAUGCUAAGGACAUGAAUAGCAUAUUGAAUAAUUGACUUAAGAGAACCAGUAAUUACAUUAAAGAAUUUUUGAACUUCAAUAGGAAAUAGAGUCCACAUCUAUCUGCCAACGACAACACACUAAUACAUAUUCUUGUGAGAUAGAUAACAUUAAGAGAUUGUAUGAAGAAUCGUAAAUUAAUCACAAAUCUGAGAUUGAAUACCUUACUUAAGAAAUUACAUAAUACAAGACCCAAUUCUAACAUUCAGAUGAUUAAGUAAAAUACUUGACUUAGUAAUUAAAAAAAUAAUCAAAUAAUGAGAAUUAUGAAAAUUAAAUUACUUUACUAACUACAGAAAUGGAAAGGUUAAAUAUGAUCAUUUUGGAGAAGAACACUUUUGUAGAAUAGUUGACCCAAAAAAUAAAUGAAUUAGAUUCUGAAUUAAUUAAUAAGGAAAAUAUCGUUGAAAAUUUAGAAAAUAAUUCAUCUAAAUUGAGAAAACAAUAUUAAGAAGCAUGUAAUCAAGUAGUUCUUAUCAGAUCAGAGUUGGAUAGAUAAUUGGAAACCAUAUAAUAGUAGGAAAGAAAUAUAUUCCUUUUGAAUCAAGAUAAACAAGCAAUUGAAUAAUAUACUUUUAUUUUGGAAUAAAAGGAGCAACAAUUAUAAUAGUUGAGAAGUAACAUUUAAUUGUUAGAAAUGAGAUUGCAAGAACAAUAAACAACAAUUUAAGCAUAAUAUAAGGAAAUCGACAACCUCAUGCUUAGAUUGGAUUCUGCCAAUCAGUAAAUUGAUUAUCAUUAAGCAGAAUCUGAUGAUCUUUAAAAAUAUCGAAAUAUUUUAUAAGGUGAAUUAGAAACGUCCAAGUAAGAAAAUGCAAAAUUGUAAGAUCAAAUUACAAAAUUAAAAUAAUAAUAAACAGAUUUAAAUAAAACAAUUGAAAAGUUAAAGUUGGAUCUCAAUUAAUAGCUAAGUUCUAUUUAGUAAGAUUUCAACUUCGAACUCUAAUCCAAAAAUGAUGAGUUGGAGUAAAAUAAGUCUUAAUAUUAAUUGGAAUUAACUGUGAUUACUAAAAAGUUUUAGGAAGAAAACUAUUAGCUUAGAAUCAAUAAUGAGGAUCUGUAAAAUGAGUUAAAUUAAUUAAAUAAUGUCAAUUCAAUCUUGCAGAACACAGUAGAUGAAAAAAUAAAUGAUAUCUCAAGUUUGAAAAACCAAUAUACUUAAUUAUAUAGUGAAUAUAAUACAUACAAAAUGAAGCUUUAAGAUGAGAAUCAUAAAUUAAAAUUAGAAAUAGAAGAUGCAUUAAUUACUUCUAAUUAGUUAUAAUAAAAAAAGAACUCAUUAGAAUCAACAAUUACUGAAUUGAAUCUUGUCAUAAGUUCAUUAUAACAAUAAAUAACUUAGUAAUAAAAUGAAUUGAAUUCAUUAAGAUAUAAAUCUGGUGAGGAAUACUCAAAUUUAAGAAUCCAAAUUGAAUAACUUGAUUAAAACAAUAUUUAACUAUAGACGAUAAGAUCCAGAUUAUAAAAGGAUUAUGAAGAAAAGUUGAAUGAGCUUAAAGAUUUACAAGAUAAGUUCAAUUAAUACAAAUAGACUACCUAGCAAGCAAUUAAGGAUUUAGAGAAAAAGAUAUACGAAUACGAAGAAAAGUUAUCCUUAUUAUCUUCAGAGAUUUAAAGAAUGUUAUUCUAAAUCAACUAAAAGAAUGAUUUAAUCUAAGAACAAACUACUGUGUUAGAUGAAUAUUAGAGAGAAAUCAAAUUAUUGAAAUAAUAGCUUGAAGAAAGUGAACUUUAAGCUGAAGAACAAUAAAAGAAAAUAGAAUUUUAAAUGAAUGAAGCAUUGACAUAACAAAGAGAGAAAUUAUUUAGAUUUGAAAGCGAAAAUCUUUCUUUUAAGUCUUUUAUUGAAGAACAAAAUCAUGUGAUCGAAACUUUGUCAAAAUAAAUUGAUGGCAUGACUGGUGAUUUAAAAUAUUAAUAAUAAUUAGAGGAAGAGUUAUCAAAGAAAAAUUCAUUCUUAACAAAAUAAUUGACAGAUCUUCAGUCAGAGAAUGCUGAAAAUUAAUUUAAGGUUGAUCACUUAUUAGUUGAAAACAAAGCUCUAAAAUAGGAACUAGAGAUUAGAAUAGAUACAGAGUCAGAACUUAAAUUUAAAUUAGAUAAACUUAUUGAAGAACUAGCAAAGAAAUAACAAUAAAUUAAUGAAUUUGAAUAAAGAAUUAAAGAAUAUGAGUCAAUCCAAUCAAAUGAAGUAGUUUAAUUUGAAGAAAAAAUCACCUAUUAUUAAAAUGAAGUUGAAACUUGGAAGAAAAAAUUCAUAGUCUUAAAUAAGGAUUAUCAUAAGACAUAAGAGGAUUUAAUGAUGGUUUAAGCAGAAUUUGACGCAUUUAAAUAAAGAGGAAACGCAACUGUAGUUAAGGAAUCAACAAGUUUUGAGGUUCGCAAAUCAUCCUUAUAUAAGGAAAAUAUUACAAAUACUAAAUCAAGUUAACUCAGCUAAUCCAGUCAAAUUAUUGUAAGACCCCUAAAGGAAGUAAAUAUUUGA
Messenger RNA from Paramecium tetraurelia, 2757 nucleotides. RefSeq lists its product as uncharacterized. The transcript is spliced from 2 exons. The record is from RefSeq and is a predicted model, not a curated record. Lineage: Eukaryota; Ciliophora; Oligohymenophorea; Peniculida; Parameciidae.